AUGACCAUCAAGCUCUAUUCUUACUGGCGCAGUAGUGCUAGUUGGCGCAUCCGCAUUGUCUUGAACGUCAAGGGAAUCUCCUUUGAAACAGUGGCCGUCAAUCUGCUCAAGGGUGAACAGAAAGAAGAGAAAUAUCUAGCCAUCAAUCCAACUGCUCUGGUUCCCACCUUGGAUAUUGAUGGUGAGCUCUUUAUGAAUUCUCCUGCCAUUAUGGAGCUGCUUGAAGAUCUUCAUCCAGAUCAUCCACUACUACCCAAAGACCCCCUUGCUCGUGCAAAGGUUCGUGGAGUCAUGAGCAUCAUCUGCUGUGACAUUCAUCCAGUUCAAAACCUGCGUGUGAUUCGAUAUGCUGGUGAUGCUCACAAGGAUACCUGGGCCAAGCAUUUUAUUACUACUGGUUUCCAAGGUCUUGAGUCAGUUCUUAAAAAGACGGCUGGAAAGUACUGCUUUGGUGAUGAGAUCACUCUUGCUGAUGCAUGUCUAGUGCCUCAAGUGUUCAAUGCCAAAAGAUGGGGAGUCGAUAUGACCCAAUUCCCAACCAUUGCUGGGAUUGACGAGCGUCUUGCUGAACUGGAAGCCUUUAAAAAGGCUGCACCCAAUGCCCAGCCCGAUGCAGUUAUUGAAUAA
This is a messenger RNA of Batrachochytrium dendrobatidis JAM81, 627 nucleotides long. RefSeq lists its product as uncharacterized. The coding region runs from base 1 to 627 and encodes 208 amino acids. The transcript is spliced from 5 exons. Gene Ontology annotation, cellular component: mitochondrion; cytoplasm. NCBI's taxonomy places the organism in Eukaryota, Fungi, Chytridiomycota, Chytridiomycetes, Rhizophydiales. Gene Ontology annotation, molecular function: glutathione transferase activity; maleylacetoacetate isomerase activity. The record is from RefSeq and is a predicted model, not a curated record. Gene Ontology annotation, biological process: L-phenylalanine catabolic process; glutathione metabolic process.